Molecule: messenger RNA, 6893 nt
Organism: Pocillopora meandrina
Lineage: Eukaryota; Metazoa; Cnidaria; Anthozoa; Scleractinia; Pocilloporidae
Source: the annotation of a GenBank genome assembly
GUACAAAAUAGUGGUUAAGAUGGCGAGCUCGGCGAGUGUUCCAAGUGAUAUAUAUCCACAUAUUUACUCUUUUUUAUUGCAAAACAAUCUGCUCAAAACCGCCAAAGCUUUUAAAGCGGAGACAUUAGUGGUAAGUCUGUCUUCCUUGAGAUAACUGAUUUAUAAAUCGCUCUGCUGAGUGGAUUGUUUCUCUUAAUGUUCCGUAAAUUUUAAAGAGUUGUACACGUGCAUGUAUCGAAAGGAAGUUCUGUGUUGUUACCGACAUGUUGCUUUACUUCUGACGAUAUGUUGAACAAAUCGAAAAACGGCGAUGAUAAUGACAUGCUAACAGAAAUUACAGGAAUCAAACUGCACUGUGACCGUUAGAUUUUCAACUUUCCUUGAUAAAUUUACUGAUUAUGUUGUGAACACAGUACACGUGCAUGGCACGAUGAAAUUGCGAAACUGCUGUCAGUAUUAGGUUCGACAAACGUUGUCUUUUAGCCUCUCCGAUCUGAUUCUUUGACGAGAAAGACCACGCGCCCGAGCACACCUACAAAACAAAGACUAUACCUUGGCAAAGAUUUUUUGUAUGAUACAAUUGCACUUUAAGAUGUACGGGCUUAUUUUCCCUCUUUCGAUUUACGGAUUGUCGAUUACAUGUAAUCAGAAACAUUAAAUGCAAAGAGCCCUCUAACUUUUAGAUUUUAUAUCAGUGGCUCUCAGUUCAAAACUGUCUAUGUGCAGUUGUCAGUAGAAUGUCACUGGAUUAGGCCAGUGCCUUUUAUACUGGGCCUUUCAUACAGUGCCUUUCGUUACAAGGCCCAGCCAUAAAAAAGGCAGAUUAAGCCAGUCAUCGGAUAAAUAUCUAUCCUGCAGAUAAGUAAUAGCAACACGUACUCUGCUAUACACCACAGAAAGAGUUAUCCCGUGGAUAGCGUUAUCCAACCUUCAAACAACUGGGGCUAGGCUUUUAUCUCCUUAUCCAGUCCUUGUGAUCAGUUUCAUGCAAAGCAAUAUUUUCCAGUUCCCUCAGCUCAUUACCACUUCAGCAAAAUUCCUAAAUCAAAUCUUUUAUUUUUUCCUCUUGUCCUGUUACUGUGGCCAAUACUACUGGAGUUCACAGCUAAGAUUGCCUGUGCAUGACUGAGCAUGCAGCUUGGUAACACUGUUUCUUUAAAGCUCUAGACUUACCUUGUUUCUUCUUUACAACAGGAUUUAUCUCGACCCCUUCAAGAAAGUGAUAUCCUUGAAUGGUUUAAGGCAUUCUUAAGGUGAGAAUUAACUGUAUUUCUUCAACCUAGCAAAGACAAUAUGGUUGGCUAGAGUAUUUUAGGGAAGCUAAUAAUUUGGGAAUGUUGUCAUUAAUUAACCUUUUCACUACUAUGACCUCAUUAUUAAUUCUCUUUACAGUCUGCCAAACAAUUUCCCUAAUGCUAGUGGGGAAAAUUUGGUUUUGGAUCAACUAAUAAUUUCCUAACAGAUAAUUUUCUCUAUUCCUUAUUCUUGUCGGCUUGAUGUUGUAUUGAUAUUGUAAGGAGAAAUUGUGUCUUGGUCACUUGUGGAAGUUAAUUAGAGGGUUAAGUAUCCCAUCUUAAAGUAGCAGAAGUUCAUUGCUUAUAAAAUUAGAAAUAGAAACUUUUGCUAUUUUUGCAUUAUAAUAUAUGUAAUUUUAUAUUUUUUUGUGGUUGUUUGUUUCUUUAGGUCCAAUCAAGCUCCUGUGAAAAGAAAAUUGAAUGGAACCAGUAAAGAACCAAAAUCGAAACAUCAAAAGACCCAAAAAUCAAGUUCAGGUGAGAUACUUGUUAUUUUUUUUUAUUUUGGUUGAUAGAAGUGCAGUUACAUGACAUGAUGAGUUACGUGCUGUUGUCUGUGGUUUUAGAAAGCAAUGUGCAGCAUAGAAAAUAUCUGGUGCUGGCAAAUUGAAAUAGUGGCUGUUAGUUCUUCUUUAGACUGGUUAAGUCCCAAAAUUGAUGAAUGUCAAAUUUAUUUAAUAGUUAAUGUCAGUAAUUUUUCAUUUCCAAAAAAAAUUUAUUCAAAUUAAUUUUGGCUUCUUUGUGAUACUGUUGUAAUAUUUUCUGUUUUUGGAACAGAGUCAUCUAGUUCUCAAGAUUCAAGCUCUGAUGAAGAUGAACCAGCAAAACCAGCAGCAAAAGUAAUUGAAAAACUUGAAAACAAACAGGCCAAGUCGAAAGAUGAAAGCUCCACUGAAUCAAGCUCUGACGAAGAUAGAGAAAAAAAGACAGCACCUGGUAAAGGUACAAUCAAGAAAACAAAGCCCAAAGAUGAAAGCUCUUCUGAAUCAAGUUCAGAGGAGGAGGGAGCAGCUAAAAAGGCAACUUCAACAAAAGUAAGUGAAAAAACAGUGAGCCAGAAGAAAAAACAAGAAGAUGAUACCUCAUCUAAGUCAAGUUCAGAGGAAGAUGAAGCAGAACAAAAUGUGACCCCUGCAAAAUUUGAUAAAAAAACAGCAAAGCAAAAGCCAAUACCCAAAGAUGAAAGCUCUUCUGAUUCAAGUUCAGAGGAAGAAGAAACUGAGAAAAAGGCAACUCCAACAAAAGCAAACAGUAAAACAGCAAGUCAGAAGAAACACCAAGAAGAUGAAAGUUCAUCUGAGUCAAGUACAGAGGAAGAAGAAACAGAGAAAAAGGCUACUCCAACAAAAGCAAACAGUAAAACAGCAAACCAUAAGACAAAACCAAAAGAUGAUAGCUCAGCUGAGUCAAGUUCAGAGGAAGAAGAUGCAGAAAAAAAGAAAACUCCUUCAAAAGUGAGUGGAAAACCAGUAAACCACAAGGCAAAGCCAAAAGAUGAUAGCUCAGCUGAGUCAAGUUCAGAGGAAGAGGAAACUAAAAAAAGAAUAAUUCCUACUAAAGCGAGUGGAAAUAAAGCAAACAAAAAGACAAAGGAAGAAGAUCAAAGCUCAUCUGAGACAAGUUCAGAAGGAGAAGAAACAGAAAAGAAAGCAACUCCAACAAAACAGAGUGGAAAAAAAGCAAAGCAGAAAAAAAGUAAACCAAAAGAUGAUGUUAGCUCAUCUGAGUCAAGUUCAGAGGAAGAGGAAACAGAGAAAAUAAAUAAAGUAGAUAACAAAAAUAACAACAAGAAAAAGGGAGACAGUUCUUCACAAUCUAGUUCAGACAAUGAUGAACCAGCUAGAAAAAAUACAAAAUCAAAAAAGGGAAAGCUGGAGAAAAGCAAAGAAAAAGAAUCAUCAGAUGACGGUUCUAGCUCAGACGAAAGUAUGGAGAUAUCAGUUGACACAUCAAAAGUAGCAAAGUCUACAAGUUCUUCCACUGAAUCAGUGAAAAAGGGAGAUAAGGAUGAUGAAAGUAUGGACACAGACAAUGAAAGUUCAAGCUCAGAUGAAGAAGAAAAGGCUAAGAAAGUUAAGAACAUAAAAGGUGCAAAAAGACAACAACAUGGAAGGGCUGCAUCUUCAGAUGAAAGUUCCAGCUCAGAUGAUGAAGAGGACACUUCAAAAGUUAAGAAUAUGAAAGGCACCCCAAAACAACAAAAUGGAAAGGCUGCAUCUUCAGAUGAAAGUUCCAGCUCAGAUGAUAAAGAGGACACUUCAAAAGGUAAGAACAUGAAAGGGACUCCAAAACAACAAAAUGGAAAGGCUUCAUCUUCAGAUGAAAGUUCCAGCUCAGAUGACAAAGAGGAGACUUCAAAAGUUAAGAACAUAAAAGGGACUCCAAAACACCAAAAUAAAAAGGCUGCAUCUUCAGAUGAUAGUUCCAGCUCAGAUGAUGAAGAGGAGACUUCUAAAGUUAAGAACAUAAAAGGGACUCCAAAACACCAAAAUGAAAAGGCUGCAUCUUCAGAUGAUAGUUCAAGCUCAGAUGAUUCUGAUGAAGGGGACAACAGUAAGUUGAAUGGAGUGGCCAAUUCCACAAAGAGCAAAGCCAAAAAGGGCACAGCUGAUGACCCACAAGGUAGUUAUGCAUGGUUUGUUCUUAGAAUUGCAGUGUACUAAGUAGUAAGAUUGUCUGAUUGACCUGGAAGCCAGCCUUGUGUAUUGGCAACAGUUCUAAUACAUCCUUUUUUGUGUGACAAUGAAAGUUUUCCUUUAAAAGCAGAAAAUUCAGAAAAAUUCUGUUUUUACUUGGUUUCAAUUUUGAAAGUCCAGGGGUUUGACUAAGAGAUAACAACUGGUUAAAUUUAGCACUUUUUUUUUCUCUGAAAUCCAUAAUAUUAACAGCAACAAAAAUCAAAUUUGAAUUACAUGUAGCUGCCUAUUUAGCAGUUUUUGCCAUUUACUUGAUACCUUGAUGAAGAGGGGGGUGAAAAGGGUUUUGCAUGAUGGAGUAUUAAGUUAUUGGUUUCAAUUUUCAAUUGAAUUGUGAAAAUACCAAAUUAAAACCCCUUGAACAGUGAAUUUCUUGCUUUUAACAAUACUUGAACCUGAAAGUUGUUUAUCCAAUUUCUCCUGAAGAGUCAUUUCUACUAUUUGAUGGGCAUGGAAUGUGUGCAAGGUCCUCCCUAUAACUCCCUAUAACCCCCUUAAUAAACCCCUGAAACUUAAAGAUUUUUUUCCAGUUCAAAAAUUCUUAAGGAUGCUUGAUUUUUAUUGACAAAGAAAAUGUUACUUUUUCGUAUAUUGGUGGAGAACCAACAAAAGAGUCAAAACAAAAUUCUUAUAAUGCAACUGACAAACCAAGUUGUUUUUGUACACAAGGCUGUUGAUACUCUUAUUUUUGCAUCAGGUUAACUAUAAGUCUUUUGUUAAUUGUUUUAACACCUCCUAGAAGUCAAUGUACAGUUUGCACACAUGCCUGACUUGACAGUGUCAGUUAUGGGUCAUAAUCCACUUUUGACAUGUAAUUUUAUGUAGUAAUUCAGCUUUUUGAAAAUGGUCUUUUAGCAUCUUCCACUCCUGCAGUUGCAAAUUCAAAACAGAAAGAAAGAAAUCAGGUGAGACUAUAAGAAACCUUGCAAUAAUCUCAUGCAAAUAUUACACUUUUAGUAACUUGUGGAAAAUUCAGAUUUUUUGUAAGAAAAGUGUAAAUGCAUAUUUAUUUGUGUGAAGUUUGCCACAUAGCCUUGCUUGGAGAUUUAAGUGUAGCACUAUUCAGAGAUGAGUCAUCAACAUAUUCAGGAACUAAAAACUAGUUUUCAUGGUAAUGCAUGGUAAUGGGCUACUGAGGAACUUGAUUUGAGGGGCAUUGCUCAGUGUAACAUUAGUGCAACUGCUGCUGAGUGUUUGAAACUUUUCUUUGAAUUGCAUAUGUGACUUAAAACAUUACCUGAUGCAUUAUAGUGACUAACUUGUACCUUUUUCCUUUCAAACGCCAACUGUUACUCACAGUAUUGACUUUUCUUAGUGCUUAUUUUGAGAUCUCCCUUUUUUUUCUCAUCCUUCCUUGUCUUGUUUUAUUUUCCUUUUUUUCCUCUUUUUUUUUUUUUUUUACUUUUUUUGUGCUCAUUUUUGUUUUUCCUUUUUCUCUCUUCAAUUCUUUCUUCUGUUCUUCUUUCUAUAACAUUUAGAACUGACAGUAGUGCUGAUACCAACAGCUGCCCACUUGAGCAAUUGCAACACUGCUAUGCAAUUUACAUAAUGCUAAUGUCAGUGAAUCAUUUUCCAUUUAGAUAAAAACACCUUUUAGAAGAGUCAGAGAAGAAGAAAUAACAGUAGACCCCAGGUUGCAGGAUAACAGUUUUGAAGCAAAGGUGAGAAAAAGAGUACAGUGUCAACAGGCACAGUCACUUUAACCCUUCAACCCCUAAGAGUGACCAGCAUCUAAUUUCUCCUUACUUAAGAAAUGUUAUUGAGAGCAGUGUGGAGAUUUAUAAUAUUAAUACUAAUAUUAAGGAGUAGAGGGUGAAAUACUCUCAUAAGCCCCCUAGGGUUGAUCAAUCCUGAGGACUCCCAGACCAGGGGAAUUAUUAGAGGGGGUGCUUAUUUUUGGAGUGGUAAGGGAAAGGAUUGAAAACUUUUUGAAAAGUGUUUAAACCUUGAUUAGUGCGAAUUGUACCGUGAACAACUUAUUCCAGAGUACAGACUGGGAGGCUACUGCAGGUGUCCAUGAUAAGAAUUGGCACACAAAGUUCAACCAGUUGUGUUUUAGUGGCCACUAUAAAAGAAUUUGAGUGAUUAAAAGAUAGAUUUUCAUUUCUUAACCUUCUGUUGCAGUACGGAUCAAGAGGAGACUGGGGCGAAAAGGCCAACAGAGACCUCAAACAAGUGAAAGGUGAGGUGAAAGUUAAAAAAAAGGAAUAGUUUACUCUUGAUCAUUAUUUCUCAAACCACCAAAAUUACUUUUGAAGGAGAAAGGGGGACUCCUUUCUAUUAGCAGCCUUUGGCAAAAAGCAAUUUCAUAAAAAGAAGCUUCAAGCAGCCCAUGAAGGCUAAAUUAUAUCCCAAAUGCAUCGAUUUACAUUUCAUUUAUCUUAAUUGAGAUAUGCAGAGGGAGAUGUAAUUUAGAUAUGCAAUUUUCAGAGCUUUAUUUUUAACCCUCAGAUUUUGUUUGUCUAAUGUCAACAAUUAUUAACCACAAACACAUAGUGUGGUCUGCCUGUGCCUAGACCUCUUGGCCCUCUUCACCCACUGUUGCAUUUCCCAGAAACAUCUGAAAUACAACACAUUCUGAAGAUGAAAAAUGCCUUGUAUGUGAAUAUUUUAACAUCAUCAAACACUAACAAUUUUGAAUUUCAAUUUUGAGGAGCAUUUAGGGAUGCUCUCCUUUUUGGAAAAUGGAAUUACAACAAAAGUAGUUGCAACUAAAACAAAAGUCAUUUCUACAUUUCUCUCUUAUUUUCAAGAAUGGGUAUGAAUUUACUUUUUUAGUAACUAUUUGUUUUUGUUCACAGGCAAGUCCUUUAGACAUGAAAAAACCAAGAAGAAGCGGGGAAGUUAUCGUGGGGGGCAAAUAAAUACUGGAAUUAACUCAAUCAAGUUUGACAGUGAUUGA